Molecule: messenger RNA, 3827 nt
Organism: Triplophysa dalaica
Lineage: Eukaryota; Metazoa; Chordata; Actinopteri; Cypriniformes; Nemacheilidae
Gene: adrb2b
Product: adrenoceptor beta 2, surface b
Exons: 2
Coding region: 269-1504 (411 amino acids)
Biological process (GO): adenylate cyclase-activating adrenergic receptor signaling pathway; negative regulation of smooth muscle contraction; norepinephrine-epinephrine-mediated vasodilation involved in regulation of systemic arterial blood pressure
Cellular component (GO): membrane
Molecular function (GO): norepinephrine binding; beta2-adrenergic receptor activity
Source: RefSeq, a predicted model, not a curated record
CUGAUUGGCUUCUGGCGAGCUGUGAUGUCAUCACCAACUGCUAUAAGAGGCCAGCUGAUACACAGGGACACAUUUGGUCAGCGUGCUCGUGUGCUCUGAGCAUGUAGAAACACACGGUUAGAAUGACAGAAGUGAAAAAAUAAAUCAAUGAGUCCACACAAUGACACAACACAAUUCAAAAGGAUUAAAUUUGGAUAUCGUUGGAGCCGAAGAGAAGAGGAAAUCAUUUGGACAAGCCUGAAACUCUCUUCUUAUUUCAUCACAGCCAAUGGAGGCAGAGGACACGUGGGGCAGGGAGAACGUCUCCAUGAGCGGGAAUGUUUCGCUGGGUUCAAAUGCCUCUUCCCCGCUCUCUCUUCCCGGCUCGGACUACAGUGACACAGAAGUGGUCUUGAUAAGCAUCCUGAUGGCACUGCUGGUUCUGGGAAUCGUCUUUGGCAACGUGCUGGUCAUCACCACCAUCGUACGAUUCCAACGUCUGCAGACGGUCACCAACUACUUCAUCAGUUCCUUAGCCUGCGCCGAUUUAGUCAUGGGCCUGUUGGUGGUACCCUUCGGUGCGUGUUACAUUCUCCUCAAUACGUGGCACUUCGGAAAUUUCCUCUGCGAGUUAUGGACGGCCACUGAUGUGCUGUGCGUGACCGCCAGCAUUGAGACCUUGUGCGUGAUCGCUCUGGACCGGUACGUGGCGAUCAUGUGGCCCCUGCGGUAUCAGUCGAUGCUCACGAAGCGGAAGGCAUGCGGGGUGGUGUUGGGGGUAUGGGCGGUGGCCGCCCUUAUCUCAUUCUUACCCAUCUACAUGGAGUGGUGGGUGUCAGAUGAACCCGAGGCGUUGAGCUGCCUGGAGGACCCUUACUGUUGUGACUUCAACACCAACACGGCAUACGCCGUAACCUCCUCCUUCGUCUCCUUUUACAUACCGCUGGUCAUCAUGGCUUUCGUGUACAGCCGGGUCUUUCUUGAGGCCCGUCGGCAGCUCCAGAAAAUCGACCGCAUCGAGGGGCGAAUACGGACGCAGAGCUUUAGCACCCUGGAGGGAAACGAGGUGAAGAACCGGAGGACCAAGUUCUGCAUGAAGGACCACAAAGCUCUGAAGACCUUGGGGAUCAUCAUGGGAACGUUCACGCUCUGUUGGCUGCCAUUUUUCGUGCUUAAUGUAGUGGCGGCCAUCUGGAAGUUGGACAACAUCACGUUGCCCUUCAGGAUCUUAAACUGGAUCGGAUAUGCCAACUCAGGGUUCAACCCCCUGAUUUACUGCAAGAGCCCAGAGUUCAGAUGCGCAUUUCAGGAGAUCCUGUGCAUGAGAACAUCCCGCCUGGCUACCACCAGUAAUAAUAAAGGAUAUCUCUACAGCGGUCACAGCUGGAAGGUCCAGACGAAGACCACCAGGCAACGGGAACCUUCUCCAUCAAACUGUGAAACAGAGAUGGGUACUCGCUGUUUGACGGCGGACACCAAGAACACAAAUGGGAAUUGUAAUUUGGCUGUGACGUCCUUUGUUUAAGCGUUUUUGAACGUUUGUAAGCCCGUCCUUGAUGUACUGUAUAAAGUUUUAAAGCACUACAGAGAACUCUGGGGAGUGGAUUGAUGCAAAUAUGGCUCGUUCCGUUCGAUCUUUCAAAACACAUGAAGGUUUGCCUCAGAACUAUAUUUAUGACUUAUUGUUGUGACAUUUUGUGAUGCGAUUCUGAACAAUGAAUGAAUAUUAGCAACUGCACUGUUUGGGGCAAAAAAAGAAAUCUAAUCAUCAUUUAUUCACCCUCAUGUGGUUCAAAAUCUGUAUAUGACACUCUCUUCUCUGGAACACAAAUGAAGAUAUUUUGAGGAAUGUCUCAGUGGUUUUGUGUUCAUACAGUGCAAGUCAAUGGGGACCAAAUAUUUUUUGGCCACCGACAUUCUUCAAAACAUCUUCUUCUGUGUUCAUCAGAAGAAAAAAGUCAUACAGGUUUAAAAUGACACAAGGUUGGAUAACUUCAUUUUUGGCUAUACUGUCCCAUUCAGCGCACAUGAAAUCUUAACGAAAAGAAAAAACAUCUACCUCCGGAUUCCACCUAAUACCUCACUUUUACACAACUCGAAUCAAUAGCAGUCUUUGUAUUUAUUGCAUGUAUUAUGAAACGCCUCAACGUACACGUGAACGAACCAAGAAUCUGGAUUUGUACGUUAACACGUGCCGAAUGAAACUCAAUGGGCUGCCGAGGGCCGUUUUGUACCGUUACAUUCCUUUAAGAGCUCAAGCCGGGGUCUUCGGCACGGAUCCUAUCCCCUGACCCUCCUCCAGAGUGGGGAAAUCCAACCCUCUGAUGGGGAACAACAGGUGCACAUUGCCGUCUGUGCUAUAUCCAGCUGUUCUUGACGAAAGGGAAAAAAGCUAAAGAGCCAAGUGUCUCUCUUCAACCCUGGCACUUCCCCCUUAACAUUUCCACGGGGAAAUCAAUAUAAGGUUACGGCUGAGAUUUAUCUAGAAAGGGUUAUGUCCUUGAGGGCUAAGUCUUGACUUUGCAUGCACAAAUAAUGAAUGUUUAUUUAACACACUUCACAAAUAAGGUGCAAACCGAAUGUUUGCAUUAAACAGUCAAUUUAGUUCCUUUUUUAAAUAAUGUUGUUGUGUAACCCUAUAAGGUAUUCCAGAAGUCAGAUUGAAAAUUAUUAUUGUGGGACUGUUUACAGAUUCUGAAACAAACUGUACAUAGGGCAAACACAGAUAUUGAUCCUGCAGAUAUUUGUUCAUGUGCUUGGUGUUUUUAGCGCAGCGUGUGUACUUGACUGACACUAAUGACAGAGACAUUAGUGGAAAAUAUCUGACAUUAAAAAAAGGUUGCAAUUCUAAUGGCAAUGUACAGUUGCAUAAUCUCCCUGUGUUGAUGUUAUUCACAUCAGUGUGCUCAUAAACAUGUGAGCUAUGGUUCCUGUGUGUGUGUGUGUGUGCUGUGUGUGUGCUAGUGUAGCCUCCAUUGUCGGUCCCAUAUGUCCCCACAAGUCAAACUUGAGAUGACCCACAAGGAAAACUUACUUAUAAACCUAUUAAAUGUUGCUUAUUUGUACAUGUAAAAACGCUAAAAGUUUCUGUGAGGGUUUGGAUAAUAGGGGUGCGAUUUGGGGAUAGAAUAGACGGUUUCAUUGGACACACACGCCUGGCCUGAAGUUAACUUCCGGCCUGUGUUUGAUCAUAAUUAUACAAUUUAUUUUAUAUUUAUUUUAUACCAAUAAUAAUUUAGAUAAAUGUUUUAUUGUAUUAAAUUCAACUAAAACUACUCGACAGUUAUUGAUUCUUUGCGAGGUCUACCAGAAGUUAUGUUUGGGUCACUGAAGCCGUCUACUACAAACGUGUGUGUGACGUAUAUUACAGAAGACAAAAUAGUUUGUGUGUCUGUAUUCCAGCCAGUCAAGACAUUUGUAUUCCUAAACUUCAGUAAAACAUCACUAUAGUGUUUUUGUGAUUCACGUUCUUUGUGUAAAAACUAUGAAGCUUGAAUUGCUUACGUCAUGUAACGUUAAAGCAUUUAUGGUUGUUUGGGUACUGUUUAAGGCUAACUGUUACAUUACGCACACAUCAUGCUUCUUUUGAAACUGAAUCAUUAUAAGUAAAUUAACAUAGUCUUGGCCACAUGUGGUGCAUUUACUAGAAAUGACUCUGUUACUGUGUAUUGUUUUGACAGCUUAUCUUUGACUUAGUUUGUGCCAUUCCAGGAAACGAGAGCAACUGUUUCCUUUAACCAUUAAGAGUUUUUUUUUUAAAGUGUAUUAAUGUUAAUUUAUUCUUGUACGUCCUACCUGCUGCUCAAUGUCCAAAAGUGGUUAAUUAAAAGUGGUUGUUUGUAACUCUG